Malassezia vespertilionis is the source of this 699-nucleotide messenger RNA. RefSeq lists its product as uncharacterized. Bases 1 to 699 code for a protein of 232 amino acids. Gene Ontology annotation, molecular function: transcription coactivator activity. Gene Ontology annotation, cellular component: nucleus. Gene Ontology annotation, biological process: transcription by RNA polymerase II. NCBI's taxonomy places the organism in Eukaryota, Fungi, Basidiomycota, Malasseziomycetes, Malasseziales, Malasseziaceae. The transcript has 3 exons. The record is from RefSeq and is a predicted model, not a curated record.
AUGGCGCCCAAAAUGAACCCGAAGGCUGUUGCUGGUCGUGCUCGCAAGGCAGAAGCAGAGGAUCGAAAGGCGGCGGCAGCGUCUGCCAAGGCGGCGGAAGAGGAGGAGGGCAAGUGGCAGCAAGGCGCAAAAACCAAGUCGAAUGCCGAUGCACGCAAGGAGAAAGACGCUGAAAAGGCCCGCAAAAAGGCUGAGCUUGCGCGGCUCACAGAGGAAGACGACAAGGCGACGCCAGGCAAAAAAGUAAAUGCGGGUGGAAAGGGCAGUGCCAAGGGCAGUGCCAAGGGCGGCGCCAAAGGCGGCGACGCAGCUGGCGGCGACAAUCUUGAUGAUUUGGAUUUGCAGAUUGCAUCGUUCAGCGCUACGAACCUCGAUGAUGCGUUGGAGGCCAUGAAUCUCGUCUCUGAAAAGGACAAUAAGGCGAGCCGUGGCGCUGCGGCUGGUGCAAUGGAGAAACAUCCAGAGCGUCGAUUCAAGGCCGCAUUUGAGGCAUACAAGGAGCAAGAGCUCCCAAAACUGCGCGAGGACCGCCCUGGACUGCGUCUGCAGCAAUACAACGACUUGCUGUACAAGCACUUCCAGAAAUCGCCGCAAAACCCCUUCAACCAGCUCCAUGUAUCCUACGAUGCAUCCAAGGAAGAUAAAUUGGCUGUGCUCAAGGCCAAGCGCGACGCCACCGCCACCCGCUUGGCCGGCUAG